This is a messenger RNA of Aspergillus homomorphus CBS 101889, 737 nucleotides long. RefSeq lists its product as uncharacterized. The record is from RefSeq and is a predicted model, not a curated record. The transcript has a single exon. The coding region runs from base 36 to 659 and encodes 207 amino acids. NCBI's taxonomy places the organism in Eukaryota, Fungi, Ascomycota, Eurotiomycetes, Eurotiales, Aspergillaceae.
UCCAGAUUCAUCAAACCCAGAUUCAGUCGAGCAACAUGUCCAGCUUCCUCUCCUUCCUCUGCGCCCAAACCAUCGGCCGCGUCCUCCCCAUCAACGUGGACCGCCUCCCGAUCGUGGGCCGACGACCCCCAGCACUCGACGGCGUGGAGCAGGACGACGCCGGCUCAUGCCCCGUGAACCCCCCUCUCUCGACAAUGGAACGGACCGUCUUCAGCCCCGGAGGAUGCCUUGUCUAUGGGUACCCCUCCACCGGUGGCGUCCUCAUUAAAAGCGCUAACCUGGUUGACCUGCUUUUCCUCUCGCUCCCGCGCUUUCAGGCCGUGCAGCGUGCAUCCAGUGUCGAUGAGGAGGACAGGUUCUGUAAGCUCUUGCGCCGGACUGGGGCAACGUGGUGGCUGAGUAGGGAGGAUGAGCUUGAGGCGGUUCUAGGGGUGAGAAAGAUGACGGAGGAAGAAAAGAAAGUGCUGGUGUUUGGGUGGCCGGCGGAUGGUGUUGGCGUGUGGGUGUUGAGGUUUGCGAAUGCCAGGGAAAUGCCAAGGGACUUUAUGAGAAUCAGUUUCGCGAUGAAUAUGGCGGAGAGAAUCCAGAUUAUGAGAGAGUAUGGCGCUACCUUUGUGGAGGAUGUCUCGCAGGUGGAGGAGCUUCGUGAAACGCUUUGAGGCUGAGUACUAGGGUACCCUAGUCUUGGGAUGGGUACCAAGUUGUGUAGAAUAUCUUGAAUAUGCUAUAUAGUAGCC